Xiphophorus hellerii (green swordtail) is the source of this 1749-nucleotide messenger RNA. RefSeq names its product arylamine N-acetyltransferase, pineal gland isozyme NAT-10-like. The coding region runs from base 141 to 1034 and encodes 297 amino acids. The record is from RefSeq and is a predicted model, not a curated record. Lineage: Eukaryota; Metazoa; Chordata; Actinopteri; Cyprinodontiformes; Poeciliidae. Gene Ontology annotation, molecular function: arylamine N-acetyltransferase activity. The transcript has 2 exons.
UAGUGGUCAUAAUCGAGUUUUUUUUGUUUUGUUUUUUUCUUAGCCACACGUUUCAGGGAGGCCUCACAUUUAGAGAACUAAGCAGUUAUCUGUGUUAUCAGCACCAAACAGCGACUACACUCCCAGAACUGCAGGCUGUUAUGUCAUCCCUUGAAGGUAAGAUGAAUUUGGAGGAGUACUUCCAAAGAAUUGGCUUCCAUGGCCCUUUUGAUAAAAUGGAUCUUGCAACUUUGAAGUCCAUCCACAAGCUGCAUGUCAUGUCGAUCCCUUUUGAAAACCUCAGUAUUCACUGUGGAGAGUGGAUCACCAUGGACCUGGAGACUAUUUUCAAUAAGGUGGUGAGGAGCAGCCGUGGAGGCUGGUGCCUUGAGAACAACUACCUGUUUGGAUGGGUGCUGAGAGAAAUGGGCUUCAAUGCCACAACAUUGAGCUCCAGAGCUUUCAAUAGGAUCAUUGAUGACUUUGGUGCUCUUGAUUCUCACCUGAUUCACAAGGUUAUCAUUGAUGGGAAGGCUUAUAUAGCUGAUGUAAGCUUUGGAGUCUCGUCUCAGAUCUGGGAGCCGCUGGAGCUCAUCUCUGGAAAGGACCAACCACAGGCAGCAGGCGUGUUUCGUCUCAUCGAUAAGGGGGACAUCUGGAUCCUGGAGAAGACAGGCAGGAAACCAAAGGUCCUCAAUCCAGAAUUUGCCAAAUCCAGCCUGGUGAACAGGAAGGAGACGAAGCCAAUCUACUGCUUCACCUUGGAACCUCGACAGGUUGAUCAUUUCAUUGAGAAAAGUCAGAGAAUCCAGAGAGAUCCAGCCUCCCUCUUCACCAACAAGUCCAUCUGCUCCCUGCAAACACCGACAGGAUUCAAAGCUCUGAUUGGCUGGAUCUACAGUGAGGUCACCUACAAACCUGAGGAAGGGGUGGACGUGUUGGAUAUGAGAAACAUAACAGAGGAUGAGCUUGAUCAAAUCCUGAUGGAACAGUUUAAUAUAAAGCUGCAGAACAAAUUAAAACCUGUGUGCAACAAAACAUUUUACACCCUUUGAAAAGCCUCCAAAAGAGUUUGGAAACCAUUAACCCAACAGUUUUACAUAGCAUUAUCAUAUAUAUUAGUAUAUAUUAGUUGAAAAAAGUUUAAAUGUGCUUUAUAGAUGUAGCAUAUUGAUGUACUGUACCUAACUCCACUUUGAAGAAAUGCAAAACUACUGAUAUUAAUGAAAGGUCAACUGUGUGUGUUAUACCAAUAAAAUAAGAAGAGUAAUUGUUAAGUAAUCAAAUCUUUCAUAAUCUUCAAGUUAAACUUUUAAAAUUCAAAGUGCAAUUAUUUCUGACAUAUUUAUAGUGAUAUAUUAAUUAAUUUUACAGAUUUAUUCCUUUCUUUGUUGUAAACUGGACUAACAUUUUAAGUAUUCAAUGCUUUCUGAGAGUUUAGGAUUUUCAUGCUCAGAUUUUGAGGCCUGUUCAGUUUGCAUAUUUCAUAUUUUUGAAGACUACUGAAACCUGCACACUACUGAUGAUUGUGCCAGAAAGAGUUCUAUUGUGAGCUUGCACAUAUAGCUUUGUGUAACAAGUGAUUGCCCAAAUCCUCCUGACUAUCCAGAUGGAAAGUUCUCAAUCUUUUUUUGGACGCACACUGUCAAUAUUUAAUCUAGAAUAAAUACUAGAAAGGGCAAUUUGUACUUAAACUGCGAUGUUUAGCUCACUGCUUCCUUUGUAUGUGCAACUCCUCUUUAAAUCAUUUUACAGUAAAGUUUCAUUUCA